This is a messenger RNA of Notodromas monacha, 1596 nucleotides long. The record is from the annotation of a GenBank genome assembly. Lineage: Eukaryota; Metazoa; Arthropoda; Ostracoda; Podocopida; Cyprididae.
AUGUUGUGGUUGAGGCACUUGGCGGCCGCGUGCCACACGUCGUCCGACCCGUCGGCCACCUUGGCAAUGAAGCCGGCCGUGACGACGUCCAAGUCCGUCUCGUCGAUGCCCAUGCGCACGUGGCGUUUACCCUCUACAUUCCCAGAUUCUCCUGCUGAAGACUGUCAGAAAAGUGCAUGUCAGAUCCAAUUGUCCACAGGUCAUAAUUUUUGCACACCAAAAAUUGCUUGUCAAGAGCAUCUUCACAAAUUUCAGUCCCGCAUUCACAACGGCGCGCGAAUAAUCCCACCCAAGCUGGUCGCCGGGCACAUCCUUGAGCCUGGGGAACCUUGCCUUGUACUCUGGGUACUUGCUCAGGACUUCCACAAAGGUGGACCUGCCCAUGACCAGGGCCCUGGGCUGGACAGACGCCCAGGACUUUUUCAGUGCCUGCUGCUGGGAUGGCGCAGGGGCGACACCUACUCCAUGGUAGAAAAAAUCGAAAGAGUUGAGGACAGCCGGCGUUUGACGGUUCAUAAAAUCUUCACAAGGAGCAAACGAGCAUCGGACAAACUCACUCACAUUUUGUCAGUGAGUGAAUCGAUACGACUGACUCGUCAUUUGCUGCCUGUUGGCCACAUCCUGGAGCCUGUGUCCAUUUUUGGUCCGUCGCACAAGCGGGCAGUCAGUCGGCGGCGGACCGGCGUCCAGGUCGGGCGGUCCCAUUGGAGGGACGCCGUUUUUCCCACUCAACUCAUUGUGAGGAGUCAUAGUCCCCAAUUCCCUGACUAUACCGUUCGUGACGAGCGUGCGAAAAAUAUUCCCUUGGAUGAUGAUGAUGAUGAUUAUGAUGAAGACGUGAUGAAACCGUAUUCAGCAAGUCCCACGAAAACGAGGGGCACAAUUCGUGACGAGCGUGCGAAAAAUAUUCCCUUGGAUGAUGAUGAUGAUUAUGAUGAUGAAGACGUGAUGAAACCGUAUUCAGCAAGUCCCACGAAAACGAGGGGCACAAACAAGGUCAGAACGAAUUCAGCUUACGUGAAUGUUAUGCAGUUCAUCGAUUUGAUUAACGUGCAGCAGAAGCGGUUCAUCGAUGAUGAUGUCGACGACGAUGACGAAGGUGUCGGCAGUUGCGAGAGGCCAGAGUCGCAGAUGUCGAUGGCGUCCACGCUGACGUUGACGACGGAACGAGUGGCUCUGGAGUCGACCGACAGUGGCGUCGUGGACGAGGAACCCUGUGCUUCAACAAUCCCUCCUCCUUCAUCUUCUCUCAAUUCAUGCGCCGUCAACAGAUAUGAAACUACGAAAACUGUGUCUUACGUUCGAAAGAACCUCAUCACAAACGCCAGUGUGAAGUCGUUGUCAUCAUCACUACGACUACUCCAACACACAACUCCAAGUCCAGAAUGCAAGCUUUCUUGGAGUAGUGUUUGCAGUCACACUUCAGCAACAGUAGUAGUGAUGCUGAUGAGGUUGUGUGUUGAGGUUCAGGUCCAUUCCAAUGGAAAUGAACCUGAAGGCCAGGUUUGUGCAAACGAUUGCGGAUUGAAAUUGGCCAAGGACGAAAAAGUUGAUGACAUUUUGUGCAUGUUUCUGACAAGCAGCUCUUUAGUAGAA